Molecule: messenger RNA, 5132 nt
Organism: Acipenser ruthenus (sterlet)
Lineage: Eukaryota; Metazoa; Chordata; Actinopteri; Acipenseriformes; Acipenseridae
Exons: 4
Coding region: 1002-2381 (459 amino acids)
Source: RefSeq, a predicted model, not a curated record
UGAGCCCAGACGCUGUUAGGACAGAGAGCUGGACAGCAGUACGUUGUUUUUAGUUGGUUGUCUGACUUUUGUUUGUGUUACUACCGAUUCGUAUUAACACAAAUAGCAGGAGGCGCUGCAGGGGGAGUGUGUGGCGCAGGUGUGCAUUUCAAGGUUAAUCUGCUGCACUGGGGGUACGGGUAUGUGUGUUUUUACUUCUGCUGUUUUGAGUUCGUUUAUAGGUAAUGCAAACCGCUUUUCUAAUAAUAAAUGUUCUUUUAAACGUUGACAACGCUGUGCUGUCGGGUAAAACGAUUCAAGGAAGCACGCAAACGUUCUCCAGCCUUGAAGACACACAUGAACAAUGUAACUCACGAUUUCUUUACAGACUCACACCGGACCCUCCUCCACACAGUUAUGUAGUAACUCAGUCUCUAAACCAUUUUUGCAAGCUUGUCAACCUCGAACAACAUUUUGGACUCAAUAACCCACUAGACGAGGAGCCCCCAUUUGGAGAGACCACUCGCCCCCAUGAGAUCUAUAUUUGAGCUAUUUCAGAAUGCUCCUCAGUAGUCAAUACUCUCUGGUCUUGAAGCAGCUAACAUAACCCAAUACUUUCACCUUGAAUUUGCAAGCCCAACACUGAACUGGCACAGAGCAGGUGUUGCCCAGUCUUCUGUUGCUUGGUUACAAUCUAUUAGCAGACGAUAGUAUACAAGCAGGAUUGUUUGUAAAAUGCAACAUUGAUGCACCACAGCAGCACAGACUUAGCCCUGUAGCAAUCACAAUGGCUUCACAGAAUAUUUUAAGGGACCGUGUGAUGAACACCGUAUGAUUGUUUUGAUCAUCAGAAUUCUAAGGUAAAAAAAAGAACACUGCAGUGCCACGUUUUAAAGAAUGGAGAAGAUAGAUGUCACACAUUAAGAUGAAUACAAGACGACAGAGGCAUGGCUAGUGUCGCCUUCUGCGUAUCAUUUACUGUUUGAUCCUGGUAUUCGUGAACUUUUCUCAAGGGAAAUAAAAUGAAAAAGAACAGUGUUCCCCAUCACAUUCGAAAUUUUUCCCUGAAUCAAGCUGGAGCGAAGCUGGGCGAGGGGGGGGACCUUUCUUGGAGGGCAGUGGAGUGUGCAUCUCUUUGGAAAGACCCAGUCCCUCAGAAGAGACUGGAGGACCGGGUCAGCUCUGAAAAAGCAGGGGCCUGCCUUAGAGCUUCCCUGAACCCAGGCAGGCCUUGCAGGAUAACCAGCAAAGCCGUCUCCCAGUCACCUACAAGGCCAAGCCUGGACAGCAGCUCGGCCCUUCAGACUCAAAGGAAGGUCCGCAAGAUCUGCGUUGACCUUCGACCUGCCUUAGCAGCCGCCAACAAGCUGUGUGACUCUGAAGAGGUCAACAGGGAACCCACUGAGGGCGAGGGGGGGGAGCUGUCCUGGAAGGCAGUGGGGUGUACAGCUCUUUGGAAAGAAACAGCUCCUCAGAAGAGACUGGAGGACCGGGUCAGCACUGAAAAAGCAGGGGCCUGCCUUAGAGCUUCCCUGAACCCAGGCAAGCCUGGCGGGACAAACAGCAAAGCCAUCUCCCAGUCACCUACAAGGCCAAGCCUGGACAGCAGCUCGGCCCUUCAGACUCAAAGGAAGGUCCGCAAGAUCUUCGUUGACCUUCGACCUGCCUUAGCAGCCGCCACUGAGCUGUGUGACUCUGAAGAGGUCAACUGGGAGAGAGGGGUACCAAGGAUGAGCUACCCCAGAGCAGGGGCUGAAUCGCCUGACAAAGCGGCUUCUCAUCACAGCUUCAGUUCUGAGAGAGAGGAGGCUGUCCGGAUGCUCAGAGCAGCUUUGCCUCCUGUGGCAAGGCGGACUGCUUGCGUGCCGCUGGAUCCCCCAGACACCGGGAUCCACCCCUUUGUAGGCUUGGUUAGUGUCUCAGGGGACGGCACCCUGGCCAGCUCCUCCAAUCACAGCAUGGCUCCCAAGUCACCAGUUUCCUUUCCAAAGAUUAUCCUGAAGCAAAGCAACCAGCAAACCAAAAAGAUCACAGAAACAAAGCAGGCUGUGUCGCUUCCCCUCGCCCCAGUCUCUCUGAAGCAGCUGUUGGGGCGAGUGCAGAACCCCCCCUCCAGCACAGACCACCUCCUCCUGGCUGGGGUUCUGCGCGCACUUCGGGGGGCGCUCUGGAACCCAGCGCUGCCCCAAGAGGUGGCCCAUACAGCAGAAUCAGCCAGCCCAUUUCAGACAGAGCUGAGUAGAAAGGGCUAUCCCUACCACGGAACAAAAUCCCCUCUGGAGACUACAGCCAAACCCGAGGCUGCUGCGCAGGGACCCGCUGGGAAACCAGCGGCUGUCAAAUUCAAUCUGUACAAGAGGAGACCUGCAGGGAGAACAGUGCAAGCACAGAGCCUCAUUUAAAAGGAGCACGAGCAAGGUUUUCAAAUCCAUUCACUUAUUAGCACUUGCAAUAUUAUCACGAAUAUCUCUUCUGUUGAAAAUAUUUUGGUUCUUUGCCUGUUUUUUAUACUUUGUGAUAUAAAAAAGUUGUUUACAGCAAAUGUAAUAGGAUAACCAGUGGGGUUGUAAUCCGAAUGAGAAACCUGUCAAUUGUGACAUUAUUCUUGUUGUGUUCUUGUAUACAGAGCAGAACAUCAGCAACACCUUCAUCUGAUUUGUUGCAUUAUACUACUAAUCAGACAUGUUGAAACUCCACUAAAUAAACAAUGUAUUACUUGCUUUCAAAAGCAGGGGAUUUCUAUUUAAAGACAAGUCUAACUUGCUUUCUGUAUUCAGCUUGCUUACAUUUGCCAUGUGAAUAGAUAGGCUAUCAAACAGGCUGAAUACACCCAGUUCAGUUGUUAUCCACAGUCCCACCAGUUACACAGAUUUAAUGAUCUCAAAGCUCUAGAGACGCCUUCAGGUUUGCAUAAAAUAAGUGAUCAAAGAUUGCAUAUCUCACAGUUAACAGGCAGUUAAAAUAGAUUCCCAGUUUGCAAUUGGGAGUUAUUUUGAGGGGUGGAAAGUAAUGAAAUCGAACAUCUAACAGGAGGAAAAUCUACCCAGGACUGGCCGAGCAGCAUCUACAGAGGACUGUAAACAAAAAACACAUGAGUCUCUUGUUUAGAAAGAUACAGGGUAUUAAUGCUUGUGACAGGGUAGCCAUCUGCCAUGUGGGUGCGUGCAUUCGCUGCGGAGUGACAGGCAGGAGAUCAAGACUGAAGUUGAAGUUGAUACGCCCCCCGCAGGCGAACAGGAUUUAUUUAUAUUUCAAGUCAACACACUGAACAGCUCACGUGACACUACCAGCAAUGGUAGCACACAGAGUACAUACAACACAGUGUACGAAAACUUUGGUGGGAUCUACAAUCUCUGAACUAAUCUUCUCCGUUCAAUAAUAAACGAACUCCGACUAUGCGCCCGGCUGUCUGUGGUUUUGACUUGCUUUCUCACUCUUCAGUAUCCAACCCUGGUUCUGGUUCUCUCUCACUCACACACACACUGUGCUGAAGAGCUUGAUCAUGGUGGUGAAACAGUUAGGGCGGAUACAUGAAGGAUUACUGUAAUAAAUAUCAACAGCAAUUCUGGUCUUGAAACAUUUUCAAACAUGGUUUUGAUUUUUGAAUUCCAAAGUUGGCCCUUCCAGUCUGUUCCAAUCCUGAUCUAAAAUGUUUAAAUGAACCAAUUAAACCUCCACGCAAACGAUAGCGUCGUUCAUGAUCUCAUGUUGCCUGUUAAACGUGGAGUGGAGUGGCCCUCUAGGACUGUGAUUGAACACUCCUGUUCUAAUGUAAUGCAUUUCAUUUUAACAGGUUUUCUGAUCCAGUCAGUAUUGUGAAAUUGGGAUGGAUAUAUAUUGCCUGCAGCACAUAAAGCAAAUCUUGCCAUUCUUUUGUAUACAUUCGCUGACUAAUGAGACAGUGUCCACAAUAAAAUAUCUUGCAUGUAACAAAUCUCAAAUGGGGAUGCUUUAUCAAUACAGGGAUACCUUGAUAUUUAGUGAGCAAGGAGUCCGAGCAUCCAGUACCAACCCUACUCCAUCUCUGACUUCACUAGAGCAUCCAGUACCAACCCUACCCCAUCUCUGACUUCACUAGAGCAUCCUGUACCAACCCUACCCCAUCUCUGACUUCACGAGAGCAUCCUGUACCAACCCUACCCCAUCUCUGACUUCACGAGAGCAUCCUGUACCAACCCUACCCCAUCUCUGACUUCACUAGAGCAUCCUGUACCAACCCUACCCCAUCUCUGACUUCACUAGAGCAUCCUGUACCAACCCUACCCCAUCUCUGACUUCACUAGAGCAUCCAGUACCAACCCUACCCCAUCUCUGACUUCACUAGAGCAUCCUGUACCAACCCUACCCCAUCUCUGACUUCACUAGAGCAUCCUGUACCAACCCUACCCCAUCUCUGACUUCACGAGAGCAUCCUGUACCAACCCUACCCCAUCUCUGACUUCACGAGAGCAUCCUGUACCAACCCUACCCCAUCUCUGACUUCAUUAGAGCAUCCUGUACCAACCCUACCCCAUCUCUGAUUUCAUUAGAGCAUCCUGUACCAACCCUACCCCAUCUCUGACUUCACUAGAGCAUCCUGUACCAACCCUACCCAUCUCUGACUUCAUUAGAGCAUCCUGUACCAACCCUACCCCAUCUCUGACUUCACUAGAGCAUCCUGUACCAACCCUACCCCAUCUCUGACUUCACUAGAGCAUUUUUUAAACACACACUUUGGGCCACAUUUAUCAGAGUCUUUAUACAAAAAUGCAUUUGAUAUUGUUUUCUUAAACUAAACUAGUAAAAACAUUGCAGAAGUUUGCAUGAGUUGUUAAUUACUACUUUUGUAACAUUAAAUGCGUGAUUUGGUGCAGAUGUCGUUUCUGUGGAAAGACAUUGAUAAAUCUGGCCUUGUACCUUCAUUAAAUGGAACAGAUUGCCCUUUGUUUCCAGUGCAUACCCCAGUGUCCUCCUGUCUACAGUACAUGCUGGACCGUGUGCUGGAGUGAGCUGUAGAUUGCUUGUUUUUUGUGCAUCAGUUUGUACUUGGUAGGGUCUGGAGCAAAAAUGUUGGGCUUGAAGUAAAUCUGAUAGUUUGUAUCAGAGUAUUUGACAAAUGAAUCCACCAGGGUCUUAAACAAUAGGACUAGACCCAAGGAAGAGGCAAAGCAAAU